Molecule: messenger RNA, 8157 nt
Organism: Diorhabda sublineata
Lineage: Eukaryota; Metazoa; Arthropoda; Insecta; Coleoptera; Chrysomelidae
Gene: Snx27
Product: sorting nexin-27
Exons: 10
Coding region: 193-1716 (507 amino acids)
Biological process (GO): intracellular protein transport; signal transduction
Cellular component (GO): early endosome
Molecular function (GO): phosphatidylinositol-3-phosphate binding; protein binding
Source: RefSeq, a predicted model, not a curated record
GUUAAUUGACAUUUGGCAAUUGAAAAUUAUUUUUAUUUCUCACGAUUCAUUAAUUUAAUAAUAAAAUACUAUUUAUAUCUAGAAAAUGUAUUUUCCUUAUAUUUUAAUUGAAUAAUCUUAUUAUGAAUACAGGUGAGCGCAACUGUAAAGUUUUAUUGUAGUGGCAAUUCUGAAUUUAAACGUCAAAAAAGUAUGGCCGAUUUGGAUGCGGCUGUGAGUAGGAAUUCGAAUCAUUUUAACAUAAUGAAAGAUUCAAAUGGCCCUCGUGUUGUUACUAUUAAUAAAACCGAAACGGGUUUCGGAUUUAACGUGAGGGGCCAAGUUAGUGAAGGUGGACAGUUGCGGAGUAUCAAUGGGGAACUUUACGCCCCUCUUCAACAUGUCAGUGCAGUCUUGGAUAGGGGAGCUGCUGAACAAGCUGGUAUAAGAAAAGGGGAUAGAAUUUUAGAAGUAAACGGUGUCAAUGUAGAAGGAUCCACACAUAAGCAAGUAGUCGAUCUAAUAAAAUCAGGAGGGGAUGUUUUGACAUUAACAGUGAUUUCUGUGACGCAACAGGAAGCUGAACGUUUAGAACCAACUGAUGAUAACCAAAUUUAUUAUGACUACAGUGAAAAAAGAUCUUUACCUAUAAGUAUUCCAGAUUACCACCAUAAUGAACGAGGUGGAGAACGGUAUGUUUCUUUUAAUAUAUACAUGGCAGGUCGUCACCUUUGUUCUAGAAGAUAUAGGGAGUUUGCAAAGUUACAUAAUGAUCUGAAAAAGGAAUUUCUAGGUUUCACAUUUCCCAAAUUACCUGGAAAAUGGCCAUUUACGAUGAGUGAACAACAAUUGGAUGCCCGACGAAGAGGUUUAGAACAAUAUUUGGAAAGAGUAUGUGCAGUGAGAGUUAUAGCAGAAUCUGAUAUUAUGCAAGAGUUCCUAACUGACCAAGAUGACGAAAAUAGCUUAAGUCCUGUCGAUUUGAAAGUAUUAUUACCUGAUAGAGAUGUGGUAACAGUUUCCUUAAAAAAGAGCGCCAAUGCGGACGAAGUAUAUGAAGCUGUUAUUAGAAAAAUUGGAAUGAGCAAAAAAGUUUCAUGUUAUUUUUAUUUAUUUGAAAUAGUUGAAUACAAUUUUGAAAGAAAAUUGCAACCUAACGAGUAUCCGCAUAAUUUGUACAUUCAAAAUUACAGUACAGCCACUAGCACUUGUUUGAGUAUUAGAAAAUGGUUAUUUUCCAUUGAAAAAGAAUAUACAUUGAUGAAUGAUAGUCUAGCAAUAUCGUAUUUAUUUUGGCAGGCUGUCGAUGAAGUUAAUAGAGGAGUUAUAAAUGCAGGAGAACGUUUAUAUCAAUUAAAAGCUUUACAGGACAAAACUAGAGCUAGUGAAUACUUGAAACUUGCUCGAGAAUUACCCGGUUAUGGAGAGGUUGUCUUUCCUCAUUGUGCUUGCGAUUCCCGAAAAGACGGACACGUGGUACUUUCCAUAGGAACGAUGGGAAUUAAAUUACAUGCUUGCAGAGAAGAUGGAACCCUCGAGACUCAAGUGAUAUUGUUACAAUGGGAUUGUUUGAUACAAUGGGAAAUAGAUGAAGAAGGAAUGGCUUUUUGUCUUAAGUAUAAUAGGCCAGAUAAGACACCUAAAUGGUUGAAAAUAUUUACACCAUAUUAUUUGUAUCUGAUGGAUUGUUUUGAAAGGAUCUUGAAAGAAAGUGAGCUGUUGGACACGGGCGAUUGAUGCCUCCCUUAAAAGAAUUUAUUUUAUUCAAAUCUUAGACUAAAACAUCAUCAAUUAUUUAAUAAGUAAGAAUAUGCGAGAGUCUAUACUACACAUUUAAGAUACUUCCUAGAAAAAAAUAUUUAUUGUGAUUUUUAUUAUGAUAUUCUAUUAUGUAUUUUUUAAAUGUCUUUGAUUAGCUUUUAAAAAUGCUCUAUUUGUAUAUAAUAUAAUAUAUGAUGUAUUGGUGCAGUUGCAAUAUUUUAGAGAGAAGUUCUCUAUUUCGCAAUAAGGUGUAUUUAUCAGUAAAUAACUAGUAUAUCUUCAAUAUUUUUAUCGUAUAUUGAAUUCGAAAUAUUUAUACAUUCUCGUAUAGAUCGUACUUGAUGUUAAAAAACAAUUUUAUUAUUGUUGAGGAAGUUAUAUUUCUAAAUAUCUGUUAGUUUCUUUUAACAUUUGUUUAUAGAUCAAGAUGAAUUUGUUUUGAUUUUUAUUUACUGUCUAAAUCAUCUGAAAAAUAAAGUACAACUUUGACUGUAAUUCUGAUAUGUUCUUAUCAGUUGGGGUAUAAAAGGUUCAAACUUACAAUAAUAGAUUUGCCACGUUGAUUAGAUUUAAAAAAAAAACUAUUUUCGGUAGCCUACAAAGGCCUUACAUAUUGUGGUAAGAAUUUCUUUUGUUUGUUUCAUGAUAAAUUUUCUUUUCAUUUAGGACUUGGUCCAUAAAAAUUUAACUCACUCUAAAAGGUACUCAAGGAAAGGUUAAUUGUCAUAAAAUUUAAACUCCUGGAUAAAAUUAACGCGCCACUCAUAUUUUUCUCGAUAUUCUUUAUUUAUUAAUAACUUAUUGUACCACAAGUAGUCCAUGGACCUUUUUUGACAGUGACAGUUUUUAAUAAAGUUAACUAUAGUAUCACAUAUCUUGUUUUGAGAGUAAUUCGUAUUAAACCUCGUUUUAGAUUAAAACUGUGUUGACAUUUUCUGUUAGAAGCCAACUAUUGAUUGUUUUUAUUAUAUGCAUGUUUGGGAAUAUAUCAAGUAAAAAAAUGAACCGUCAAAGAAAUUUGUCAAUGCAGGAGGCAGCGCGAGCAUCGGCUCUCCAUAAUGAAGAAUAUUCAAUGCGAAAUGUUUCUGGUUUGUUAAGAAGACAUAAUUCCAGCAUAAUUAGUCGCAUAGUGAGGCGACAUAAUGAAACAGGUUCCUACCAUCGCAGACCAGUAAUCCAAAAAUAGAGUAGGUAAAAGUUUUAAAUACCUUCACAUGACAUUAAUAGAAAAUUGAAGACUAUAACGAGAGUUAAAUGAGAGGGCUAGAACAGGAAGGAAAAACCAAAAUAAAUAAAAACAAAAGUCUAUAAGAAGUAAUCAUUGGUAUUUGGAUCAGAAAUAUGAGACUUAUCAGACGAAAAAAUUUAAACUCAACAUAAAUAGAAAAUAAAAUCGAAGAAGGACAAUUAAGAUGUUUUUGCCGCAUCAUGAGAAUAAGAGAAGAACUUUUAGUUCUUAAUGAUUAUAAAUCGAUGAAUAUAUACAAUUUUUAAAUUUCAAUUUGAGCAAAUUCUCAUCAAGUGAUAAUUAUAUCUCAAUUUUAUUCAGUCGAAAGGAAUUUCAAUUUUUCAGGUGAUUUUCGUGUACAAUUCUGACUGAGAUACUUAAAUUAUUGUAAAUUACAAAAUAAUAACACUUUGGAUGCAUAUCAAUUUAGAAACAAAAACCAUUUUACAACAGCUAAUAUCAAUACAACAAUACAACUUUUUCUAAAUUUUCUUAUUAAAUACUUUUUAAUAAUACCUUUCAGUUGAAGUGGAAUGUUGUAUUCUUUUGCUAGGUAACAUUUUUUAUUGGAUAUUUUGAUGACAAACUUCCACUAUAAAAUUGAUUCUUGUGUUACGAAAAUUAAUAUUAAUAAAACCAACAACUAUAACGAAGAAAAUAUUUUAAAUUAGAAUCAUCAUCUCAUUCUCAAGAUCCAUAUAAUUAUCACUACGUAGAUUAUACAAGGUGGUCCUAGAUUUUAUACAAUUAUUGGAAGAGAUGGUAGUAGAUCCAAAAUGAAAGUACUUUUUUUAUAUCUGAAUAAUAAAGGAGAAUUAUUUGAAUAGAGAAUCUUAUGUUCUUAAUUAUCUACCAUGAUAUUUUUUGUAUGGAGAGCAUAUUUUGGGAGUGAUUAUAAUAUAUUAUGAUAAUUAAUUUUAUGUGUCUAAAUUGUCUUGAUUUUAGAACUCUUCUGAUUUAAAAUUAGUUACAUAAAACAGACAGAAAUUGAUGCUUUGACUUAUUUAAAUCUUUAUCGAAACGUCAAUUUUUAUCUGUCUUUAAAAAAUUAUAAAAAAAAACAAAAUCAAGAAUAUAUAGAAGCAUAAACAUAUCAAAAGGUUUAAGAAAUAAGAAAUUAAAGAAAUCACCGGUAAUUUUAUAUAAUCACCGAAUUUAUUACUUCUACGGAUACAUAUAUGAAGUACUUUUUGGUUGUACUAUAUACUUCUAAAAAUUAAUGUACAUAAUUAUGGACCACUUAGUAUUAAAAUAAUUGAAAUCACUUGUGUAUGUUUUUCCUAGUGUUAUUUUUUUAAAUAAUAGGUUAGGUUUUUUCAACAUAUCAUAAAAAUUUAUUUCCCAGAAGUAAAGUGAGACUUACCCCGACAUUCUUAAACAAUUACGAAUUUUUGAAAAAUUGCAUUUAGAUCUGGAGUUUGUGAAAGAUCUGAUUUAUUAAAUGGAAUACUUAUGUACUUUAUGUAAUUUAUUUUUAUAUGUAUAUUUUUUUGUUUAUAUUUGAUAAAUAAUUGAAAAACAAUAGUUGUAACAAACGACUAAAAGUUUAUUAUUCCUUAUUAGCUCCUGGUACAGGGUUUCUAUUUGUUUAAUAAAAUUAGAUGUAAUUAUUAAGACAAUGAACUUGUAGCUCAUACGAAUAUGUUUAGCUCUUUUAAAUUGAUUGAAAAGGAGCCAAGGCUCCAUUGAACUGGGUUGAUGUUCAUGUAUUUUGACGAGAUCAAGUUAUAGUCUUUACUUGUUUUCUAUAUUUUUCUCAUGUUUUGGUGUUAUUGGUAUCAAAUGCUAUAGUUAUUAUAUCUGUUUAAAGUUUACUCGUGGUUUUAUAUGUUCUGUGUUCAGGAAUAAACCGAAUGGCGAUUGUGAUAGUUAAUGUCGCUAAUUUUUAUCUUGCUCCUUAACCUGACUUAAAUGAAAAUUACUUGAACAUCUUCAAUCUACGUCUACACUUAAACUAGAGCACAUAUGCCUAUUAGAAAAUCGGUUUCGAAAUAAUAGGAGUUUGAAUGGUUUUUUUGAAAAUUUCUUUUUAUUUUUGAUUUAAUGAUUAUAUAGACGAAUUAAAUUCAUCUAAUUUCAACGACUUUAUUGAAACUUUAGGCCGCUUGACAUGAUGCAAGAAAUUAGUUUAUUACAUGGUCAAUAUAUUGCAUAGAUAAAUAUUGCACUUAUUUAAUAUUUGUGUGCGGUUAAAAAAUUAAAAUAAUCAAUAUAUUGACUGCAAUUUCUUGCAUAAUGUUAAGCGGCCUAAAGUUUCAAUAAAGUAGUUGAUGCUAUUAUUUUUCAAUAGCUCAGGAAACCGAUUUUCUGAAUAGGGUUUAAAACGUUGCAUUUAUGCUCUAGUUUAAGUGUAUACAUAGAUUGAAGAUGUUCAAGUAAUUUUCAUUCAAGUCUGGUUAAAGAAUACCAUGCAAAAUAUUGGCAUACUAUUCAAAAAUAAAUUAUUUAUAAUAAGUAGGGUGAUGCUAUUUACAACUCCUGUUUGAAUAAUAAACAAUUGUUUUCAAAACGUUUGCCGGAGAACCAACAACACAUGUAUCGUAAUGUUUUUCCCAUAAACAUAAAGUGAUUUAGGCUUUGUAGGCUAAGCAUACUAGUAAAAUAAUUGGGGCGCAAAGAACAGUUUUGUUAGAGUUUCACAUGUUUUUUGGGUCAGUAAACAUGAAUUUGUAGUAUAAGGGCGAAAAUUUGACCCGGAACUUUUUGUUUUGGGCACUUUAUCCAGUUUAUGGCACAAAGGAAGCCUUUUAUCGGCAAGUUCAUCCGGUACAAAAUUAAAGUAGAUUAAAUUUUCUACAUUUCUUGAAAUAUUUUGUCGAGAGACGAACUGUUUUAACCGUUUCUUUAUUUUACUGAUUAUGUUCUGUAAUCUUUUGAAUGGUAGCACACCGUAGAUUUCACAUAAUUUAUUGAAAAUUUGACAUUAUUUUCAUCUGUACCUGUCAUUUAUAGACAAUUCAAUGCUAGAAUAUUCGAUAACUGUGUAAUUAUAUAGGUAAAGAUCUAAUUAUAUAGGAAAAAGAAUAACAUUCAAUUGAAUAACUCAUUAGCUUCGCGACAAUAUGAAAAAAACGCAUUUUUCAAUGUAAUUUAUUUUUGUUUCAUGCACAGAACGUUGUUACGUAAACGCCUUGUUGAUAGAAAAGAUAUUGUAUAAAGCAACUUUAAGAUUUUUUGAAAAUGUAUAUAAAUUCCAAUAUGAGGUUGAUAAAGUGCCAUUAUAAAUGAAACAGGAGUCAAUUUUCGAAAAAAAAAUCAAAAUGUGGAAAUAUUUUUUGACUACCUUAUCAAAUCUGGUCUCAAAUUAAUUUUUUUCUAAUAAUUCCUAAAAUUGUUUCAGUUACUAACUAUUGUUGGUUGUGCAUUAUACAUUAUACAGACAAUAAAAAAUUUUUUCCGUUAACAUAUUUUAUCGUUUGUAAUCAUCCUCAUUUUCUCGUUCUUUAGCUUUAAGUUUAUUUAGUCUAAACAAUUUUAUAUUCUUCCUAUUUUAUCUUAAUUCUUACGAUACAACACCGACUGUCCUCAACUUUCCAAUAAUAAUAACAUUAUUCCUGUGAAGGAUGAAGUAAAAUAUCUAGACACAUCAAAAGAAAACAACUAGAAAUUAAAAACAUGAGUUGCCUAAUAAAUAGAAAAACGCAGCUAAUUCUAAAUUUAAUGUACAAAACCAUAAUUACUCCUGUAUGGACAUAUGGAAUCGAUCUCUGGAGAUGUAGCAAGCCUUCAACCACAAAAAUUGAACCAUCCACAAUGACAUAAAUGUACAAUUCAUCAACGAUGUUAUCAGAACCAAUAUAAAGACUGAUGUGCAAACAAUAACAACCAACUAAUCAAUACUCUGCUCAACCACCCACUGCAAGAAAGGAGACUAAAAAACAAUGACCCGAAGACACUCACCUGUAUCGUACAAUUUAUUUAUUACUCAAUAAAUAUAGACUGUGAAUUUGCAAAUAAAAAAUUCUCAUACCAAUUCAAUUGUCCCAUUUCUGUUUUUCUAUUUUUGUAAAUUACCUAUUUUGGUACUUUUCUAUUGUCUUCAAAUAUUAUUUCCAGUUUUAUUUUCUCUAAUUUUUUUCUUAAUUAUUGUUCACAUCCAUAUAAUUUUUUCAAUUUUAAAACUUCCUUUCCCUUUUUCUAUUAAAAAAUACGUUCACUUCUCCCUAUUAUGAUUCACUUUUUUGGUAGUUGCUUAAGCAAAUGUUGGGUAAUUAUAGUUUUCAAAACUUCCUGUAUAAUUUGUUAAUCAACAAGAGCAAAAAAUCUUAAAGUUGAAAAUAUGGAAAGUGGUAAUUGCAAGUGAUGAUUUUUUAUUUUUAUUAAAAAAAUAGUUUGUACAUAAGAUAGGUAAUUAUAUUUGAAAAAAAAACUAUUGAAUAGAUGAAUUUAAUUCAAACUUUGUAGAAAAAAAUCAAAUAUUGCACAUUUUUACGACUUGUAGCUCACUACUGUUUCUUAUUUGUACCUCUAUUAUCUUUUUGUUAAUUUUUCUACUGAAAAUAAUCCUAAGAGAAUUUUCAUCUAUUGAUAUCGAACAGAACCGACAUAAAUGGAUGCAGUUACGAGAGACUUAUGUUUAGCAGUGAACUCAGAUGAGCUAAAUGAUGAUUAUUUUGUCACAUCUUAUUUUCGACAAAAAAGUGAAAGCAGCUACAAAAUCUAAUUACACUUUGGUGAUGUGCACUGGGAAUCCAGUGAACUUGUUAUUAAAAUUUACACUGUAAGAUUGGAAAUUUUUCAAUGCCAUAAUGGUUUUAGAUUUGAGAUGAAGAUUUUUAUGAAAAGUUCACCAGAAUACCUUAGCUAGAAAGCUAUAGAAUCCGAAAAUCAAAAUUUUUUCUAUGUGAAUAUUAUAAAACACUGUAAUAUUUAUAAUCCAAAUUUGAGAGUAUUUUACUUGCUUGAAUAAAAAUUAAAUUGUCAUAUUGUAAAGUAGUAGACAACUAAUAUAUAAUAAAUUUUAACAGUGUAGUUACAAUGCCAUUGACAGUUUCUAAUGUUUUGUUCUAAAUUAACUUUAUACUUACGUCCGAUUUGAAAUGAUAUCCUUAUAUUAUUGGUGUUGCUAAUAAUUGAAAAUAGUUAUAUAUUUGCGUUAAAUAUUUUGAGAAAAAUAGAAUAUUAAUCUAAAAAAUGAUAUAUAAUAUUUGGCUGUUAUGCACGAAAUUGAAAUAAUAAUCAUGUUACUG